Molecule: messenger RNA, 3752 nt
Organism: Phyllopteryx taeniolatus (common seadragon)
Lineage: Eukaryota; Metazoa; Chordata; Actinopteri; Syngnathiformes; Syngnathidae
Gene: skor2
Product: SKI family transcriptional corepressor 2
Exons: 9
Coding region: 239-2644 (801 amino acids)
Biological process (GO): negative regulation of BMP signaling pathway; negative regulation of transcription by RNA polymerase II
Cellular component (GO): transcription regulator complex; nucleus
Molecular function (GO): RNA polymerase II cis-regulatory region sequence-specific DNA binding; DNA-binding transcription factor activity, RNA polymerase II-specific; SMAD binding
Source: RefSeq, a predicted model, not a curated record
UUUUACGAGCGGCUUCACUGUAGGUAGAUCCGAUCAAAUAAAAUAAAAAAAAAACAAUUUAAAAAAAAACAAAAAACGCCGCUACCAUUAACUCGUGAUUACAUAUUUGCUGGCUUAAAAAAAAAAAAAGACAUUUUUUUCUUGUUAUGUAGGAGAAAGUGAUUUUUCAAGUAAGAGGGAUAUUUUUUCAACUCACAGUUUGGAGGACUCUCGGCUGGUCGAGGUUGGUUGCGCCAGUAUGGACAAGUCCCAUCUUUCCAACCCUAGUGACAUCAUCAUGACAAACUCAACAGGUCCCUACCCGCAGGAACCCCUGACUCCUCCCCGGCCCACCCACCACCACUCCUCGUCUUCCUUAUCUUCGCCCUCACCUUCGUCUUCCUCCUCGCCCCUCAAGCCCAAUCAGGUCGGCCAGGUCAUCCUGUACGGCGUUCCGAUUGUGUCGCUGGUCAUCGAUAACAACGACAGACUUUGCUUGGCGCAGAUUUCCAACACGCUCCUCAAAAACUACAGUUACAACGAGAUCCAUAACCGCCGCGUGGCACUGGGCAUCACCUGUGUCCAGUGCACUCCUGUUCAGCUGGAAAUCCUCCGCCGCGCCGGGGCCAUGCCCAUCUCGUCACGCCGCUGCGGCAUGAUCACCAAACGCGAGGCCCAGCGCCUCUGCAAGUCCUUCCUGGGAGAGAACAUACCUCCCAAGCUGCCCGACAACUUCGCCUUCGACGUGACGCAUGAGUGCGCCUGGGGUUGCCGCGGUAACUUCAUCCCCGCACGCUACAACAGCUCACGGGCCAAAUGCAUCAAGUGCUCCUUCUGCAAUAUGUACUUCUCCCCAAAUAAGUUCAUUUUUCAUUCCCACCGUACGCCAGACGCCAAGUACACUCAGCCUGACGCUGCCAACUUCAACUCCUGGCGGCGGCACCUCAAACUUAGCGACAAACACCCAGCUGACGAGCUCAUUUACGCUUGGGAAGAUGUGAAGGCUAUGUUCAACGGAGGAAGUCGGAAGAGGGCGUUGCCCUCUGCGGGCCACUGUCAUUCCAUGGGUCCCGUGAAGACCCUAGGCUCGGUGGUACCUCACAUGAUGGGAGGCGACCUGGGCGCGCAGAAAAGAGCACACUUUGAAGAUGAAGACGACCUUGAAGGAGGUGGUUUGUCCCCCCGUAAGACACCGCGUAGUUAUCCCGUCAUCCCCGUCCCGAGCAAAGGCUUCGGCAUGCUCCAAAAGUUUCCCCCCACGUCGAUUUUCCCAUCUCCUUACCCCUUCCCAGCCUUCGGCCUCUGCCAGCAGAAAAAAGAGGAUAGUGAUGUUUCAGCCGGACACAAAGGGACGGGACUGUCGGGUCUUUUAUGGCCCGGACGUAAGGACACUUUUUAUCCUCCCUUUUGCAUGUUUUGGCCCCCGAGAGCAGCAGGUGGGAUCCCUGUGCCCACGUACCUGCAGCCUCAGCCCAGCCUCUCCUCCCUGGCUGACAAUCCUUCCCUUCGGCAAGCCUUCUUGGAUCUGUCUGACUCCUCUGAACCUGGAGCUCCAGCUGGCAACGCCGUCACUACAAACGUGACCCCCAAUAACGGGAGCGCCGCAUCUAGAUCUGCUCUCUUUGACCCCGAUUGUACAAUGAUAACCCCUGACCUUCGGCCUGUGACUUCGGAGAGCUGGCUCAAACUCUUAGAAAACCCAACACUCCAAACCAGGAAGCCCAGCUACGGCUCAGCCUUCCGCCCUGUCAUCAAAGAUGCAGAGAGCAUCACUAAGCUCCACAGUAACGGAGGAAGCGUCACCGGGGUGACAGAUGAGGACUUGGGGAUCGCCGUCACAGGGUCGGACCGCCACCCACGGCUCUCGCCCAGCAGCAGCUGUAGUUACGGCAGCGAAAGCGGGGGCGAAGGAGAAGCGGAGGGAAGGGAAAGCGAGGAGGACGGGGAGGUGGACGUGGAGUCCUCUAAGCAGGAAGACGAAGAAGAAGAUGGGGGCUUCGCCGGGCGGCCCCCGCAGACUCAAACAAACCUGUUCCUGCCCACAGUGAGCAACAGUGCCAGGGAGGACCGGGGGAAUGAGAGGGGGAGUGUUGCGGCAUAUCCAAGCACCUCCCCUCCCUCCUCUGUGGACCCCAUCCGACAGGAGUCCCCCAGCCUGCCCGCCUCAUCGCCCGCCAGCCUGCCACUCUCCGGCUCCAGCCCCUUGCACAGAGAAGACCCAACUUACAAAAACGUAGAGAAAAACAGAAAUGAAGGACUACCUGCCUACGCAACCAAAGACUCCAUGUCAGAUGAAAACAAAGAGCAGACCAGCUUCUUUGGAGCCGAGAAUGAGACAUCAGUACCAGCACCGGACUACUGGAGGGAAAGCUCAGGUGAUCAAAGUCAAGGGGCUCCGUCUCCUGUGCAACUUAAGAAGGAUGUAGAGAAUAUGGAGAAAGAGGAGCUCCAGAAAGUUCUGCUGGAGCAGAUAGACUUUAGGAGGAGACUGGAGCAAGAGUUUCAUGCUCUGAAGGGCACAUCCCCAUUUCCUGUCUUCCAUAAUUUCCAAGACCAGAUGAAAAGAGAGCUAGCGUACAGAGAAGAGAUGGUCCAGCAUUUACAGAUGAUUCCGUAUGCAAACAUCAUUAGAAAAGAAAAGAUCAGCUCCCAUCUUAAUAAGUAGAUAAAAGACUGAGUCAUCUUACCUGGAAGGAAGAAGAAUUCUGCAAAACCUCCUCCUAAAUGAUAAUAAUGAUAAAACUAAAUUAGUAGAAAAGACAUAGUAGAAUGCAGAGAUUUCUCUGGAUUCCUUGCACCUGAAACAUUUGUCCUGUUCCCUGGGAUUGAUUUCCUAAAAGAGAAACAAACUGAUGACUUCAGAUGAAAAUCCGCAGUCAGACUCAAAGGCACCAAGCAGGACCCAAAGAUGCCCACCAUGAAUUUACCUGGUGGCCUUAAAGGCUAAUCUACUGAAGUUGAACAACCUGGCUUUUUAACAAGUUUUUAAAGGUACAAAGAAGUCAGAUUAAGUCAAGACUGUUUUGUUCAGGACUCAGAACUGCUGCUGUAAAUAAACACACUGGAUUCCGAUGGUCCUCACGCUAAUAUUGUUGCUGUUGUUACUGUUUUUGUUGCUGUGAUAAUUGUAAAUUACAUAUCAGCCAUUAUUUACUGUGAACCUAUUCAUCAUAAACAUGCAGGAAAUGUUACCUCAAAAAGAACAUUAUUUGUCAUAUUGUCAUAAAGUAUUCUCCAGAUAAGUAUCAUAAUAGGUAUGUUUUUAUUUUGCACACAUUUUUUUCCAGAUACUUUUUAAAAUAAUUGGAAAAAAAAUCAUAAAUUAAAGGCUUUACUUUCCCCCAAAGGUGUGUCAGUAUGCUGCCUUUUUGAUUGGUUUGUCAUGUCUGCAGAUGCUGAAUGGACAUAACUUGUAUAUAUUGAACUUGUAAAAUAGCCCAACAAAAAUUGUACAUACGCUCCAUGUGAGUGUAUUCAUCCACACAGUCUAUUUAAAUGUGUUUGUUAUUUUCAUUUCAGUAUUGGGGCCUAAGACCCUGACCUUAAAAAUAUGAUUAUUUAUUACAAAGAGAAAAGAAAAUGUUGCUGUCAAUCUCACAAAGUGUAAAAUGAAAACUCAUCCAUCAUGUUUAUAGGUUUGACCAAAUGAAUGGAUAAAGUUGUCAUUGCCUGAGAAAGAUGUUCUAAUUAUAAACUGCAGAUGUAUUUAAAUAACCUAUGUUCCUGCUCUCUACGGUUUACUGUAUGUGUAAAUUAAAAGACUAUAAAUAACG